UACUAACAGAGGAGGUAGUGAUGACCCAGUAUGCAAUACGUAAAUCACUUGCUCUGCGGCUUCCCUCAUCUUCACCAGUGCAAACGAGCACUUUGUGCCCUGAUUAAUACUUUAAUUCUUUCUGAAACAUUCUUUUCACACUUAAUUCUUUUCCCUACCCGCCUUUCAGUGUCAUAUUAAACGGUGGAUGACAAAUAAUUCAGACAGUUGCGCACCUAAAUAACCAAACAAGUCUGAGAAGCAAAUCUAGGUGUGUUAGCAGCGACGACACAACUUGGGCCUUCAUUUGUAGAUCUGCGUGGAUUUUUCAGAUCUGGCAUAGCAAAUCUUGAGGAGCCUCGGCCCUGCCUUUUAAUCUUCCUCAAAACAAAUACAACAUCAGGACUCUUGCCUUCUUCCAUCACCCACCAACCAACACACGAAGAUGUUUAGACGUAAGUGGGAAGGCCUGCCAGCAGACCCUGACUUCCCUGUUGAUCUGGAGAAGCUUGGUUACUUCAUCAAUGAAGAGGAUGAGGUCCGAGCCAUCGACAACCCGAAUAACUACUUCAAGUUCUUCCUGAACCGCAACCCGCGAUGGAACGAGCGCCAGCGCUUCGCUAUGAACCAGGCUCUCCAGGGCGUCAUCUGGGAGCGACUUGAGAGACUCGGCAUGAAGAAGGUACUGCUUCCUCUCGGCACGGAGGAUACUUCUAAGCCUCACGUCCCCAUCUUCGUCAGUAAGGAUAUCGCCUCCGCGUCGCGCGUCGUCGUCAUCUUCGGCGAAACAGGACAAGACCUCGGCGUCCUCGCGCACCGCGUCAUCGGCGGCCCGGGCGGCGUGAACAAAGGAUCCAUGGUGUCCAUAUUAUCCUCGCUCAUGGAGCAGAGCUCCUCGUCUGUGGACCUGCGCCCACCCGGAGUCAUCCUCGCCAACACGGGCGAGCUGAUAUGGUGGCCGGAAGGCAAUCGCACGUUAAGCCGCAUCGCGUUCAACGCGGUGCCCAUGAAGAGUGCCGUGCACCUCGGCAAUCUGAUCACCGACGCGAACUUGGUCGAAAAAAACGAGGACGCGUUGCACCACAUCUCCCACAUGUUCAAGACAGUCAUCCCGCACUUUGUCAACGACGGUGCGAAGAUCGAUAUCAUCGGUGUGGGCGACGGCGCCGAUCUAGUCGAGACGUACUUGGAUCACCUGCUAAUUAAACAUGACAAGUGGAAGAGUCGCAUCAGUUGUCUUGCGCUCGUCGGAGGCACGCUUCCCGCGUGGGAGUUGAAGAAUGAGGAGUUUGCGAAGGUGUUCUUACGAAAAAAAGCUCGCGCCUACGCAACGUCCACUGAACCCGCGGGUAUGAUCAUCUCGGGUCCCGAUGGUAAUCCCAACACUACGACCUUCACUGAGCAAGGCUGCCCUGUCUUCAGCAGCGGUUCGGAGCACUACACUGAGUUAACCUUGAUCAGGGCUCGCGAUAUCGUUCUCGACUGGAUGCAGGAGGUAGCUAUGACGCCCGAGGAUGAAGAAUACACGAACCCCGAGUAUCACGUGGUCUACUGCGAUCCCAAACUCGAUCUAGGUGCCGAACCUGACUGGAGCCAGUGGGAGGAUGAGGCACUGGCUGGUGGUGGUGAGAAAGAGGAGUGCCAGGAGGCUCAGGUUCAGGAGGGUGGAACCCAGAAGGGUGAGGCCCAGAAGAGUCUCGAGGAGCCGGUCAAGGAUAAAGGCAAGGAGGGCAAAGCAGUAGCCUGGGACCCUCGUCUGGUUAUUGUGGAGCCACCUAAAGCUGAGGAAACUCAUAACGACAAUGUGGAGGUUGGAGAGGGCAAGGAUGAGAACUAGGCGGCACUUGAAUUCUUUGCUUCUGAGUAGCUAAAGGCGAUCUCAACGAUGGAUAUUAGCUUCCGAGAUGUGCAAUACAGGUCACAACUACGCUACGAAUAGGUGGCAAGUGAAUGAAAAAAACAAACGAUGCUUUGAAAGUUAUUCGUAUUCCUAGCAUAGCCGCGUAGAUGAAUUUGCAACGUACAAUAUCCUAACAGUAGCAUUUUACAUACAUCGCGUUAGCGAGAGUACUCUUCCCAGCUCCGUGCAUCACAAGUAGGUGACCAUCUUUUGGCAUU
Annulohypoxylon truncatum is the source of this 2097-nucleotide messenger RNA. RefSeq names its product Arb2 domain-containing protein. Gene Ontology annotation, molecular function: siRNA binding. Lineage: Eukaryota; Fungi; Ascomycota; Sordariomycetes; Xylariales; Hypoxylaceae. Bases 425 to 1816 code for a protein of 463 amino acids. The record is from RefSeq and is a predicted model, not a curated record. The transcript has 4 exons. Gene Ontology annotation, biological process: regulatory ncRNA-mediated heterochromatin formation. Gene Ontology annotation, cellular component: nucleus.